Messenger RNA from Oncorhynchus keta (chum salmon), 1603 nucleotides. RefSeq names its product microfibrillar-associated protein 2-like. Gene Ontology annotation, cellular component: microfibril. The transcript is spliced from 9 exons. The coding region runs from base 188 to 682 and encodes 164 amino acids. The record is from RefSeq and is a predicted model, not a curated record. NCBI's taxonomy places the organism in Eukaryota, Metazoa, Chordata, Actinopteri, Salmoniformes, Salmonidae. Gene Ontology annotation, biological process: embryonic eye morphogenesis.
UGGUCUCCAGUCUGUGGUUGGUGGGGGUCGGCGAUGUGUCCGACAGAGGCGGGAGAGGGGGCUUGAAGGCGGGGCGCUACAAUGUGCGGUUCGGUCAGAAGUUGCUGAAGACGGACGCAUUAGACUUGCGGAUCGCCAGAGCUAAAUUGAAAUAGAGUGUCAGUCUACCUCCACAGAGACAGCGAUCAUGAGAGUCCUCCUACUGCUCUCCAUGCCAGUCCUCCUGCUAGCUCAGCCCCCCCUCUACCAAGAACCAUUUCCUUUCCUGGAGGACUAUGGCCCUGAUUAUUUCCCAGAUAAUCCUGACACGGAUGUCCAGCAGCAGAUUCUGUCACAGGUUCCCCAAACGUUCCCUCUUCCCGAACGUCCUGGUCUGUCUGAGCAAGAGACAGAGCCCACAGAACCUGGCCCCCUAGAUUGUCGAGAGGAGCAGUACCCCUGCACCAGACUCUACUCUGUUCACAAACCAUGCAAACAGUGUCUGAAUAGCCUCUGCUUCUACAGCUUGCGAAGGGUGUAUGUGGUCAACAAGGAGGUGUGUGUCAGGACCGUGUGUGCGCAUGAAGAGCUGCUAAGAGCUGACAUGUGCCGUGACCAGUUCUCUCGUUGUGGUGUAGCGGCGGUGAGUGGCCAGUGUGGGUCACUGGGGAGCAGCUGUGGGAAGAGCUGUGGAGGCUGUUGAGAACAUGGGACACAUCAGAGAACACCAGCCCAAAUACUGCCACAUCUCUAGGGUCCACAUCCCACCUCCUUCCCAUCCCAUUUUCUGUUUAAUCUUUGACUGUAUUCCACUUUGGUACCAAAGAACUCCCAUGUUUCUUCUCUUUUCAUCUCUCCUCCCUUUCAGAAUUCCAUACAUAAUGAGAAGUGGGAUCAGUAGAACGUGUGUAUGGAUAAAUAUAUAUUCUUUUAUACUCAACAGAACAUUGAAGACUGUAUAAUGUCACAGGUGCUAUAAAAUCACUACCACACUGGUGCUAUAAAAUCACUACCACACUGGUGCUAUAAAAUCACUACCACACUGGUGCUAUAAAAUCACUACCACACUGGUGCUAUAAAAUCACUACCACACUGGUGCUAUAAAAUCACUACCACACUGGUGCUAAGGAAUGGAAAUCAGCAAUCAGGGGCACAUAAAAAAGCAAAGUUUUUAUCUUGUUUUUUAUGCCUAAUUUUAUCCUAUAUUCUAAAUCAUUGUGUGAUGUUUGUUGUUGUUUACUAUACCUGUGUUGAAAAGCAGUCAUAGUAAUGAGGGGACAGCCAGAGUGACAGCUACUGCUUACUGACCUCAACAACAGAGGCAUUAGCAAAACUCAAUCAUCCGUAACCAUCCCACUGCCUUGGCACUGACUGGGUGGCAAGCAGCGAAAAUCAGACUCGAAGAGACGGGUGCUGACCCCUGACCUCUCGAGUGUUAUUGUGUAACAUGGUCAACGUGACUAGAGCUACAGUGGCUGGUGACCUUGCAGUGAGUGCAUAGGUUCACAUAUCAGUGGCAAGAAGUGCUUUGAAAUGCGGCUCACAAAUUGUUACUGUACUACUGCUUUGUAAAACCCUUUCACUAUACUGGAGAAAAAAAUACAUGUUUUUUACUACAACUUUA